AGAGAGCACGAAGCAAAAGGAAAAAAAUACUGCCUAAAGGUUUCAUCGACGAAGUCAAUGAUCCGAACGGAGUAUUCACGAGUCAAGGAGCACUGGACUUGGACAGCACGGUUGUGGGGAAGUUCUUGUUUGCUUCUGAGAACACCAAUACAAUGGAACUGACCGACACACCGACAGCGAGGAGAAUUAUGGCUAGCAUGGUUAUUUUGUAUCGUUGUAGAAUUAGCGCUAGUUACGUAGAUUGGACGCAUUCUUAGACUGAUUGAUUACCCGCAAGAAAUGGAGUGUUAUAAGAAUCAUGUUGAACUUAGUAGUGGAUGGACUCUCUAAGACGCAACUACAAAGCAACAAGCCUGUAGCUGGUGAUGUGAUUCAAGUGGCAUAUCAGAUCGGCGGCCCAGACAACGGAGUUUCACCGCAACGCUUUUCCGUAAACGACAAUAAUUGGCUGCUC
Molecule: messenger RNA, 454 nt
Organism: Amoebophrya sp. A25
Lineage: Eukaryota; Dinophyceae; Syndiniales; Amoebophryaceae
Source: the annotation of a GenBank genome assembly